AAGUGAAACUCAUUUUCAGGACAUCUGCCCUGUCCCCUCUCUUUCACUUGCAAUGGUCGGCGAGGAAGCAGCUGCGCUACAGAAUGGUGCCAUCAACGGUCACGGAGCCCCCGCAGAUGCCGAAGAGGACGCUGCUGAUCAUCUCCAAACCGUACAGAUUCUUGCACUACCUCGCAGAAAAAAUGAUCACGAAGAUGUGAAACUCACCUUUGCAAUGUUUGCAAAAGCCAUUGAAACUAUCGGCAAAGAGCUUUUUGUCCUUGCCAACGAAUGGCAGGGAGGCAAAUAUGAGCGUCGCUACGAAUACCAAAACCUUAAUGGAGGAGAAACACCUCUAAAACCCGUCUUUCCCAAACAUGUUAUGUCUCUUCCAAAAAUGGAGGCAUUCGAGUCCUCCAAAAUUGGAGCUCUUGUCGCCAGGGCCCAUGUUUUUAUGCGCAGUCAACUGCCACUCCUUGCUCGCCUAGACGAUAAUCCAUCGCAAGCCUUCGCGGACGUUAGAUAUGAUGUUUUCAAGGCAUUUUUCGGAGAGACCGAUUUGUUUCCGAUGCCACGCGGCAUCCUGUCAGAAGAAGUUGAUUUUUGGCAGCAAGACGAAGUUUUUGCCGAUCAAUUCCUCAACGGCUGCAAUCCCACAGUGAUAGAGAAGCCCCGUGACCUUGAUGAAGUGAAGAGGCAGAUGCCUCUGGAAUUGCGCAAUUUACGCGCACCACAACCAGAUGGACGGAGUGUAGAAAAACUACUGGAAGAAAACGCCCUGUUCUGGGCAGACUACAAGAUGCUCGCCGUGCGGGGGAUCUCCAAAGGUCUCGACCAGACUUCUGGAGCCUACACUAAUUCGAUUAAAUUCGAUCCCGUGGGAGAGUAUGAAACUAUGACGAAGUACUUUUAUGCACCUUUCGUUGCAUUCUACAAGAAAAAAGUAUCGGGGCGACUAGGUGUGCUAGGCAUUGUUCUUACUAGGGACCAAGAAGCGGCGAAUGCCGUGUACAACGAGGAGACGUGUAAGGAUAGGCCGAACAUUUACACAUUUGCGAAAAUGCAUGUUGCAUGUGCUGAUAAUCAGACACAUCAAUUCUACUAUCAUCUUGGAAGGUGUCACCUCACUUUCGAACCAUUUGGCGUUGCGGUGCGAAAUGUCUUCCAGUUUGGUGAAGAAGAAGCACAGAAUCAUGCUGUUGGAUUGCUUCUUGCACCCCAUUUUAAGGAUCACAUGGCUAUCAACUGGCUGGCGAGAAAGACGCUUCUCGCUCACGGGGAGGAGGCGAUCCCGUUUACAGAUGCUGGUUUCGCUCUCGGUAUCAAUGGGGGGCAGGCCUUCCUCGCGAAGAAGUAUUCUCAAUGGAAUUUCCGACAUCAAGCCUUCCCAAAACAACUUCAAUUGCGAGGCUUUAAUCCUGACGGUUCUGACGGCUUAAAUUACUACUACCGGUCUGAUGGUAUGCGUAUUUGGAAAGCUCUGUCACGCUAUGUACGAACGACAUUGGAGAAAUUUUACUCAGCCGCGACAGAAGCAGAACGAAACAAGAAGAUAUGCGACGACGUAGUUCUUGAUCGGUGGUGCACGGAAAUGCGUGAUCGAGACCGCGCAUUUGUGAGGUCAUUCCCCGCUAAGUUUGAUGACUUGGACAAGCUAUGUGAGACGGUGACAACGAUCAUGUACAAUGUGUCAGCUGAACAUGCCGCUGUUAAUGCAAGUCAAGAGCGAUACCUUUCAUACGUCCCGAAUCGUCCGAACGCCUUGUUUCGUCCGGUCCCAAAACCUGGUGCAGAGAGAGACAUGGACCUCAUUAAGGAAGUUCUGGGAAUUCAUAGGAUGGGAGGUAAUGAUCUUGGUGCUUCGCUACCACUCGGAUUUGCGAUGUUUCAGGUACAAUUCUGUCAACUCUUAACACUGCAACCGACGAAGACACUUAUGGAGCUGGAUGAUCUGAAGGAUUCGUGUCCAGAGGCAUAUAAUGGUUUGAUGAAGGACCUGGAAAAGGCACAUUACGUGAUUAAGGCUAGAAAUUUGACAAUCGAGGAUGAAACACCGCAUCUUGCCCCUUAUGAAUUUCUUGACCCAGUGCAAAUCGCACAGUCGAUUGAGAUGUAGACGGGCACUGAAGUUGUUCUUUUACAGGCGGUGAUUACGAUACAUAUAAUAUGGAGCACACAUGAGUGGAAUUUUAAGGCAAUUAGUCAAAGUGUAUUGUACGGUAUGCACGACAGAAUAGUGGCUGUCCGCCGAAAUCGCCGUACAGGGUUAGUUGUAGCUAGUGAGCACCGGGAUAGGAAAAAGACUGCGGAAGUGAAGUGAAGUGAACCCGGUGGAGACAAAUCAGGCUGCAUUCCGUUCUUCCGGGAAACCGUGAUUUGUAAAUGGGUAGUCGCUUGUGCCGACGUACUGCUUUCUGAAAGAGAAACGGGUUGAAUGACACGUGUAGCAGACGCAAGAACAAGCCAU
Chondrus crispus (carragheen) is the source of this 2446-nucleotide messenger RNA. Its product is annotated as Lipoxygenase. The annotation marks the transcript as partial. Gene Ontology annotation, molecular function: metal ion binding; oxidoreductase activity, acting on single donors with incorporation of molecular oxygen, incorporation of two atoms of oxygen. Gene Ontology annotation, biological process: lipoxygenase pathway; hepoxilin biosynthetic process; arachidonate metabolic process. The record is from RefSeq and is a predicted model, not a curated record. The transcript has 4 exons. Lineage: Eukaryota; Rhodophyta; Florideophyceae; Gigartinales; Gigartinaceae.